AUGACUACUCCGUUACAUACAAAUCUGGCUAAUAUUAACACAACAGAUGUCACCUGGGAAGAGAUGGAGAAAUGGAUUGUACAGAUGUGCGAGACGAUGUUCCCGAUUCAAGCAACGUUAGGAAUUGUUGGGAAUUUCAUCAAUCUUCUCGUUUUAUUCUCAACACAUAUGAGAAGCAGAGUGAACACCCUUCUGGCUUUCGCUGCGAUCUCUGACAUGAUUUUCUUGGCUGCCAUGAUUCCACACAAUAUGGCAAGAAGAACAGGAUGGAUGUUCAGAGAUUGUAUGCCUAAUGAAACGAAUCAUUUCAAUCAAACUUCAAUCAAAUGUUACACUGAUUUCGCUCUUUUCUAUUUUGCCAAUAAAUCUCGUUUCACUUCGGCGGCAAAUUGUUUUUCAUCAUUCAGCAGUUGGUUGAUAGUGGUGGUCACGUUCGACCGUUUAUGGGCUAUUAAAUCGCCAUUUUCUGCAAGAAAGCACAGAUGCUCUUUCCGCGAAAUUCUUGUAAUCCCAGCUCUCUUUAUGAUCUCUUUUCUGACAACGAUUCAGUAUGCAUUAAACAAGACAAGGAUCGAGAAUAACCGCUUCGUACAGGAAAUGUUUUUGACGGAAGAACUUCAAAAACUUUUGGUAUUCGUUCAUAUUCUUCAUGCUACUUUUCUUCCAAUUUUAACGUUAUUGAUUUUGAAUAUGUUCUUACUCUACUAUCUAAGAAAUAGAAGACAGUACUUUGAGACAAUUUCGAUCAAUCGAGAUAGCUCUAGAAGGACGACCAGAUCUGAUUCUGAUCUUCAAGAUGGAUCCCCGCCACUCAUCGAACCUGAACCAACAACUGGACAUCAACUUGUGAUCCCAACAAUGAGUCAAGGAGGUUCAUACCAAUCUCCAAGUCAUCAAGCAACGAAUAACACUUUUCAAAAUGUUGUUGCUCAGCUGCGUGUCAAUAGCAGCUCACUCUGGAAUCGUCAACUUUCAAAAGCUGAAAGACAUGUGACGAUCACCGUUGUGGCUAUUGUCUCUUGCUAUAUCAUCACCCACAUCCCAUCAGCUAUCAUUUUUGGGAAAAUGUAUCUCAUGGUAUCUGAGGGAAAAACAAUGUACGCUCAAAAAUCUUCUUACACUUGGGCUGCUGUUUCGAAUUUCUUUGUGAUUACUGGAAAAGUCACUAACUUCUUCCUGUUCUGUCUUAGCAGUAAACAUUUCCGUUUCCAUCUCAAGCAACUCUUUUGGGGUCGGAGAAGUUGGAGCAGCAAGAAGCACUCGCGCCCACGAAUAGAAUUGCACUCAGCUUGCGUCUCAAACACGGACAAUGGGCCAUACUCAUCAGUUGGAUUGAGACUCGUAGCGCCCACACCCUCAACUGUGGCGAGUGCUGUUGAGAUAUCUGAGAGCUCAGCUGGAGUCCCCCGUACUCGCUCACUCCCACUCAGCCAACUCCCCGAUGCUCUUCCGGAAAGUGCAAUCGCACCUGUA
Molecule: messenger RNA, 1473 nt
Organism: Mesorhabditis belari
Lineage: Eukaryota; Metazoa; Nematoda; Chromadorea; Rhabditida; Rhabditidae
Source: the annotation of a GenBank genome assembly